AUGGACUCAGCAGCAUGGGCGGUCCCGAACCAUUCGGUGCACGCAGCUACCGAGGAUGACUUCCAGCAAUUCCUCGACAUGAACACCAUGGCGAACCUGGCCGAGGGCAUGAACUACACCUUCCAGGAUUUCCAGUCCUCCUCUGGUACCCAUACCCAGUUGAUGCAAUCGCAUCCUCGGGAGCAGCUGGAUAUUCCUAUGAGUGGCACCGAUGCGCCAAUGCUUCUUGCGCCAGCCGUUUCCACCAUGCAGCAUCAGAUGCCAGCCCUGACAAGCACCGCGCCUUACCACCAAACCAUACCUUCGACUAUGAUGCCGCCUCCCACUCCGAGCGAAGCCAUUGUCGACAGCAUCGAUGCCCAGAUCCAGUUUCUCCAGCAGCAAAAGCUGCAGCAUCAGCAGAGGCAGAUGGAAGAACAGCAGGCUGCUUUCUUUGCCCGCCAACAGAGCCGCAUGGUCCCCCCGACCCCUCAGAGCUUGGAGAUCCAGCCCGGGAACAACCACUACUAUAACCAACCCGGCGCUGCCGACCAGCAGCAGCAGCAACAGCAGCAGCAGCAGGCAAUCGACUAUCGAUAUCCGAGGCUAAAGGAUCAGUCUGAUAUGUCGUUUACGCCAUUGGUGUCACCGGCUGUUACACCCUUGGACACUCAUUUCUCGGUCGAUUCCCAGUUUGCUGUGCCAGGCGCUUACUUCAGCCCUCUGACUUCACCCGCCCUGCAUGCGCAGAAUGACCCCCUCGCCGUCUUUGAGCAGCGCCACGGUCCUGUAACCACAAGCUCGCCUGUGGAUAUGGACUUAGACUCAACCGUAACCGCAAAUGCAGGUCAAAUCUCGACGACAACGACGGGGGAUCUAGCCAAGAAGAUGCGCAAGACUGCCGCCAAAGGACGGUCCAAAUCGUCCAGCAUUAAGCAAUCGCCAAUCGCGAAGCCGUUACGAAGGAAGACUGCGACAACACCGAACCUAAAUGCCCAGGUACUGAGCGGUCUGAUUGAGAACGCCGAACAGGGUCAGGAUGGCGGCCAGCAGCUACCCACGCCCAUGAUGCAGGCGUCAUCCUCUUCCACGACAGUAGCCACCGAUUCAGAAGAUGGUUCAGUAUCUCCUGAGGCCCUGAACGACGUUGUCGCUCCUGUUGAGAUGCCCCCACCUCCUAUUCCCAAGCCACGCUCAGCAAGACCUUCUCCUUACAUCGCCCCCCAGGGCAGCGGGGCGGCCAGUAGUAUUCAGCCUCCCAGGCCAGGAAUGGCGUCUCCCGCUACACCCGCGUCAUUAAUGAAGCUAAGCUCUCCUAGCGCCCGCAGCGCGGGCCCGGGCGCCACAGCUGGUAGCCAGGAGGCACUUGACACCGAACACAUUGAGGUGUUUGAACUGCCCGAGUCAGCAAACUUCUCUCAACCGAAUGCUCCGUCCACCAGCUGUCCCACGCCAACGCAGUCAUCUCAGGACGGUGGCCCUUCCAAGACACCAGGUCUCGCACCGCUCCCUUCACCUUCGCUCACCAAGCCGCCAACGGCCCCGUCUGCAACGCAAAGUCCGCAGCUUUUGGCUGGAACCGGGCUGGGCACAAGAAAGACCCCACAGCUACUUCCCAGAGGGAGUAAGAAACGAGGAAGUGUCAGCUCGAUCCCGGUAUCUCCGGCCCUAAGACCCAAAAUAUCGCCCAGCAUCAAGCCCCUGCUGCCCGGCGGGCCUGACGUCGAAGAGGCAGCGUCACAUCUCCUGGCGACAAAAUCCAACUACCAGCGCAUUCUCGAGGGCAACACAGUCCCUGGGGUUUCGUAUCCGAGCGAGCUCUCGACCAAUCUGACAUCGAAACGAACGUCGCACAAGAUUGCCGAGCAGGGCCGUCGAAACCGCAUCAACUCGGCUCUGCAAGAGAUUGCGACGCUGCUUCCACGGCCGCCCAAGGACAGCGAGGGCGAAGGCAGCGAUAAUAAGAAAGAAAAAGCUGGGAGUGUGCCCAACAGCAAGGCGAGCACCGUCGAAAUGGCCAUCGAAUACAUCAAGCAGCUGCAGCAGGAGGUUGCGGCCGCCAAUAAGCGCGCCGAGGAGGCCGAGAAAAAGCUCGAGCAGAAGAAGGCGGCGGCCGCCGCAGCUGAGUGA
Messenger RNA from Canariomyces notabilis, 2109 nucleotides. RefSeq lists its product as uncharacterized. The record is from RefSeq and is a predicted model, not a curated record. Gene Ontology annotation, molecular function: RNA polymerase II cis-regulatory region sequence-specific DNA binding; protein dimerization activity; DNA-binding transcription factor activity, RNA polymerase II-specific. The coding region runs from base 1 to 2109 and encodes 702 amino acids. Lineage: Eukaryota; Fungi; Ascomycota; Sordariomycetes; Sordariales; Chaetomiaceae. Gene Ontology annotation, biological process: regulation of transcription by RNA polymerase II. Gene Ontology annotation, cellular component: nucleus. The transcript has 2 exons.